This is a messenger RNA of Coccomyxa subellipsoidea C-169, 480 nucleotides long. RefSeq lists its product as hypothetical. The record is from RefSeq and is a predicted model, not a curated record. NCBI's taxonomy places the organism in Eukaryota, Viridiplantae, Chlorophyta, Trebouxiophyceae, Coccomyxaceae. Gene Ontology annotation, cellular component: cytosolic large ribosomal subunit; ribosome. Gene Ontology annotation, biological process: translation. The annotation marks the transcript as partial. The transcript has 4 exons. Gene Ontology annotation, molecular function: structural constituent of ribosome.
AUGCCCGCUGGACACGGAACUAGGGCGCGCACGCGCGAUUCCUUCUCAAGGCCGUUCCGUGGACAUGGUUACAUUCCUCUGUCAGUGUACCUGCGCACAUACAAGAUCGGGGACUAUGUGGACAUCAAAGUGAACUCUGCAGUGCAGAAGGGUAUGCCCCACAAGGUGUACCAUGGCAGGACUGGCGUUGUGUGGAAUGUCACCAAGCGCGCUCUUGGAGUGGAGGUCAACAAGCUGAUCGGCAACCGCAUCAUCAGGAAGCGCAUACAUGUGCGCAUCGAGCACGUGGCGCCCAGCCGCUGCAGAGAGGAGUUCCUCGCGCGCACGCAGAAGAACGACGCCGUCAAGCACGCUGCCAAGGAGCGCGGUGAGAAGCCGCCCAAGUGCAAGCGGGCCAUCGUGCAGCCGCGCGAGGGCUUCACCAUUUUGAACGUGGUGGCGCAGACCGUGACCCCCAUCCCUUACGAUAUCGUCAAGGAG